This is a messenger RNA of Nomascus leucogenys (northern white-cheeked gibbon), 2218 nucleotides long. RefSeq names its product fertilization-influencing membrane protein 1 (gene FIMP1). The record is from RefSeq and is a predicted model, not a curated record. Gene Ontology annotation, biological process: fusion of sperm to egg plasma membrane involved in single fertilization. Lineage: Eukaryota; Metazoa; Chordata; Mammalia; Primates; Hylobatidae.
CAUGAGGCUGUGGCCAUGGGUGCUGGUGUGGGUGUGGCUGGCUGCACUAGGGGCCAUAGAAACUGCACCCAGACCCAAGCGUGCCACAGUGUCAGCCCUGGGAACAGAGUCUCUGCGCUUCUUAGACAGACCUGACUUCUUCAAUUAUCCGGACUCAGACCAAGCCAGGCUCCUGGCUGUGGCCCAGUUUAUUGAAGAGAAGCCCAUCGUGUUCAUUAACUCAGGUUCCAGCCCCGGGCUCUUCCAUCACAUCUUGGUGGGCUUCCUGGUGGUGGCGUUCUUCUUUCUCCUUUUCCAGUUCUGCAGCCACAUUACAGUGGGGGGAAAAGAAAAGACCAGAAGAUGCCCACAGACCAAAAGGCACAGAUACAGUGCCAGAAUAAGCCCAGGCCAGGGACGGCCAAGCGUUAAGGGGAAAAUGCAGAGCAAAAGGAGCCAAGGACAAAGAAAGUUCCAUGUUCUUGGAGAGUAAACAAAAACGAGAAAUGGAUGAAUAGACAAGACAGCAUUUUUCUUCUGGAGUCAGCACAUUGGCAGUUCCUCUUAAAUCCUGUAGUCCCGAGACUGGUCUGGGGUGGGGGCGGGAGGUCAGAGAGGCAGGACCUGGGGUGCUCGCCCCACAAGGGGUAGAGGGAUGAAAGCAGAGUCAGCCAGAAGCCAUCACCAAACAUGAGGCACGUGGAGGGGGCCAUGGAGAAGUUGGGGCUGAGGCCUCUGAGGAUGGGGAGCCUGGGACAGGCAGCCUGUGAGUGGAGCCAGCCCAUUCUCCAGCAGGGACGGUACCAGGGAAAAGGGAACCUGAGACUGUGGUGCAAUGGUGUGGAGCUGCGGCCCAGAGGCAGGGAAAGAUGAGAGGGGAGGGGCAGCUGCAGAGAACGCGAGGCGGGAACACAGGGAGAGAGGGCCCAAGAGUGGCCUGGAGGAGUCAGGGCAAGAAGCUGCCCAGAAUGCAGGCCCAGCAGAGGUGAUGGGAGAUGGGACAGCUGGGCUGGUGCAGGAGACCAGGAGGGGCCACCAGGCCCUGGGCUGUCGUGUGAGGUGUUAAAUCCCAUCCCCACCCUCUUGGCAAUUAGGUGCUCAGAAGUAGGAACAGCUGCUGCCCUGGAUUAACCCGGAUCCUCCCCACCUACCUAAGGAUUAAAGCAGGGAAGAAGGACAGGAACAGACAUGGGGGGCCUGCGGAGCAGGGGGGUGCAGAAGCUAAAAGAUGACCUCUGCAUGUGAAGGCUGGGGAGGAAGUGCUGGAUCCCAGGCUCAGCUUGGAGCAGGGGUGGUGGGAAGGGGCGGGCAGAGGCCAAGAAGCAGCCAAGUCCCUGGGCAGGGUUUGAAGAAAGAGUUAAGCCAAGAACUGUCCUCUGCAGCUGCCACUUAAUUCCUCUCGCUGAAGCCCUUCCAGGAAGGGCCGCUGCCUCACCACAGAAGAGGCAACUCAUCUUCGGGAAAAGAGGAGGCAAACAGAAACAGGGCACCCCCCAUCAGGGGCGUCCAGAGAAUGUCUCCCGGGACUCAGUGGCUGCCACAGAAGGGAAGCGGUGCUGAAAGUUACAAAGGGGGUGUUGUGGGCACCUCUAAGGCAACUUGCAAGAGGCCACCCGUGGGUCACCUAGGGCAGCCGUCAGCACCACGGACAGGGCCCCUCUCCUCCCAGUCCCCCGCCUCCUGCCCGCACACCUCUGGGCCUUUUUGGCAAGCACCAGACACUGCAGCAGCUGCCCGGCCACAUUUUGGCCUCUUCACGCUCAUCCCCUCCCACACUGCCUGGCCCUGUGUGGCCUUGUGCAUGUCAUCUCUCCCCUCUCCUUUCCCUCUCGCAUGGAGUGGGUGCCGGAUGCCUGGAUUCUGGGAGGGGCUGAGGGGUGAGCCUGGCAUGAGGAGGGGGCACCCCAUCUGGGUGCUGGCUGGAAAUGGGGUCUGCCUCCUGGGGUGGAAGGCAGGGAGGAGGUGGGGAAUCCACGACAACAUGAGAGACCUGGAAGCCGACUAGAAAGCGCUUUGAGGAUCCUCUCUGAUCCCCGCUCCUUCUCCCCCUGGUUCUGACCUUUAAGGACAGGACGGGAUAAAUUUAUCCCUGGGUGUUGAGUUGCGGUUAUUGCAGUUAACUUGCCCAGGCCCAAGUUAAGGGCUUGGGGACCACGGACAGAGUUCCCUCCAAGAUGUGGGGUCUUCCGGGAUUAUCCGUACACACCAACCACUGGCACCUGGGCAGGGGGGUCUUGCA